AUGGCGGGAGCUUGGUGCCUGGUGCCGCUGUUGCUGCUGGGGGCCGGGCUGGGGCGGGGGCAGCCAACCCCCCUCCAGCCAGGGGUCUCCGGCCUGCGGCACAGCUAUGACUGCGGGGCCCAGGGCUUGCAGCUGCUAGUGUACCCCCCGCCCGGCCAGACGAUCCACUUCCGGGUGGUAGAUGAAUUUGGGAACCGGUUUGAGGUGAACAACUGCUCCGUCUGCUACCACUGGGUCACGUCCAGACCUCGGGGGCCGGUGGUCUUCUCCGCCGACUACAGAGGCUGCCACGUACUGGAGAAGGACAGUCACUGGCGCCUGAGGGUGUCCGUGGAGACGGCGCUGCCCGACGGCCGUGUGGCAGAAUCCCGCGACAUCACGCUGACUUGCCCCAAGCCCGGGUUCGGCUGGGCUCUCAGUCUGCACCGGACAGCGUCCCCCGCCUCCUCGGGCCCGUCCACCCCGCCCACCCAGCCCCUGCUGCCCUCCCCCAGCCUCCCGGCCGCAGAGCCCCGCCUCCUCUCAGCCUCCAGGUCCCAAGAACCUGGACCCACCCACCCCAGCCCGCCUUCACGCCCCCCGGGGGGCACCCAGGCCGGCUGGGAUGUGGACGGGCCAGUCUACGGAGUUCCUCCCGCCCUCUCACCCGCCUCGGGGACCCAUCAGACCCAGAAGCGGUGUCAGCUGGUCUCAGGACACAUCCCCUGCCUGGAGACCCCGACUCAGGAAGCCUGUCAGCGAGCUGGCUGUUGCUAUGACGACACCAGAGAGGUUCCCUGUUACUAUGGCAACACAGAGACCGUCCAGUGCUUCGCAGAUGGCCGCGCGGUCCUGGUGGUGUCCCAGGAUACAGCCGCGGCACACAGGGUGACCCUGGGCAGCAUCCGCCUGGCCGGCGCCCCCCACAGCUGCCCGCCCGUGCAGCAGACCGAGUCUUUCCUGGUCUUCAGCUUCUCCCUCACCCACUGCAACACCACCCUGCAGCUGGUGGGCAACCAGCUCAUCUAUGAGAACCUGCUGGUGAGCGACAAGGAUGUGCAGACGGGACCCCAGGGCUCCAUCACCCGGGACGGCACCUUCCGGCUUCUCGUCCGCUGCAUCUUCAAGGCCCAGGACUUCCUGCCCAUCCAGGCAUCUGUCUUCCCUCCGCCACCCCCGGGCCCCGUGACCCAGUCUGGCCCACUGCGGCUGGAGCUGAGGAUCGCCAAGGAUGAGACGUUCAGCUCCUUUUUCGAGGACAGAGACUACCCCAUCGUGCGGCUGCUCCGCCAGCCGGUCCCCGUGGAGGUCCGGCUCCUGCAGAGGACAGACCCCAGCCUGGUCCUGGCCCUGGACCACUGCUGGGCCACGCCCAGCGCCAGCCCCUUCCAGCAGCCCCAGUGGCCAAUCCUGUUGGGCGGGUGCCCCUACUUAGGGGACAGCUAUCAGACCCAAAUGGUGCCCACGAACGGGACCGGACUGCCCUUCCCUUGCCACCACCAACGCUUCACCGUCGCCACCUUUGCCCUCCUGGACUCCACCCCUGAGAAGGCGCUCAGGGGCCUGGUUUACUUCUUCUGCAGUGCCUCCGUCUCCUCCCACCCGGGGCCCCAGGACUGCGCCCCCCUCUGCCAGUCUGAGAAUAACAGGCGCCGCCGAUCCUCGGGACCCCGUGACGACACGGCCGGACCCCAAAACAUCGUGAGUUCUCUGGGGCCAGUGGGCUUCGAGGAUGCUUCCAGGCAGGAGCCAACGCCGGAGCCUGCAGGUUCCCCCGGGAACCCCAGCUGGAACCCUCCCCUCUGGCUGUUCCUGCUGCUGCUGGCUGCCACCCUGGUCCUGGGUGUGGGUGUCCUCGGGGGCCUUCGCCAGGCCCGGAAGCUCUGGGAGGGCUCUGGGAGGUGA
This is a messenger RNA of Sorex araneus (European shrew), 1884 nucleotides long. RefSeq names its product zona pellucida glycoprotein 1 (gene ZP1). Gene Ontology annotation, biological process: prevention of polyspermy; binding of sperm to zona pellucida. Gene Ontology annotation, cellular component: egg coat. The record is from RefSeq and is a predicted model, not a curated record. The transcript has 12 exons. NCBI's taxonomy places the organism in Eukaryota, Metazoa, Chordata, Mammalia, Eulipotyphla, Soricidae. Bases 1 to 1884 code for a protein of 627 amino acids. Gene Ontology annotation, molecular function: structural constituent of egg coat; acrosin binding.